AUGGCCAGAUCUGAUGACAGUUCGAUCAACACACUGUGCAGCAGAACUGAAGAACCAGUGAUUUGCAGGGCAUGCCUGCAAGCAGAUCCUAACAGCAAGUCAGCAGAUGGCCAAGGGCUGGCCCUCAUGGCCAUUUCCUGCGCAGAGAGGGACACAACCUUUCUGCAUGGAGACACAUUCAAUCUUCUUCAGAAUGCUACAGGCCAUUUAAAAGGAAUCCUUGAUGAUUGUACUCAACGUUCAUUUCUAGCACAGCAAGAGUUUCUACCUGCUGCUCGCUAUGUUCAAGAAGGUCAGUAUGACAGUGCUAUAGAUGUUAUUGCAGAGGAAAUCAUCCCUUCAGUCAUGUACUGUUUGAAACUGUUCGACCAAAAUCCAGAAUGGCCAGUGCCGCAACUGGUCUUGGCCGGCACUGUGGCCUCAAACCAAACCUGUAGAAAUGCUGUUGAAAUCCUGAGAUCUAUUUGA
This is a messenger RNA of Prosopis cineraria, 468 nucleotides long. RefSeq lists its product as uncharacterized. The record is from RefSeq and is a predicted model, not a curated record. The transcript has a single exon. The coding region runs from base 1 to 468 and encodes 155 amino acids. Lineage: Eukaryota; Viridiplantae; Streptophyta; Magnoliopsida; Fabales; Fabaceae. Gene Ontology annotation, molecular function: enzyme inhibitor activity.